This is a messenger RNA of Adineta steineri, 1347 nucleotides long. The record is from the annotation of a GenBank genome assembly. Lineage: Eukaryota; Metazoa; Rotifera; Eurotatoria; Adinetida; Adinetidae.
AUGGCUCACAGAAAUGCUGAUGGACUUGGUUUAAUGUAUAUGAUAGACAAAGACGACUUGGAUCGACUGAAUAAACGUGUGCCACAUAACGGUAUUUUUCAACUCAUGCAACAUGCCAACAUCGGGGAUCCAAACAUGCGGCUUCAACAUUGUUGUUACGUACAAUUAGUUGGUAAAAUUCCAAAUUAUUAUAGUAAACAGUUAUCAUCAAACUUUCAAUCGGAAGAUGUUGAAAAACAUCUAGAAUCAGCUAUUCUUUAUCAAAAUGCAACUCAACUUCUUCAGAAACGUGAAGAAUUUGCUGUUGUUGAAGAUGAUUUUGGGCCUGCACUCAGUGAAAUGUUAAUUCGUAGUAAAAAACCAUCAUACUCAAAUCUUGUUGAAGCAUGUAGAAAGUACGACAGCGACAAUAUUAAAGAGCACGUUACGACAAGUAAUGAAUCUCAUCACCAUUUUCUAGAAAAACGUAUUAAUCAAGAUGAUGCUAAAGCAUAUGCAUUUGCCAUUGCCUUUUAUACAGGCACAUAUAGUGAGAUGAUUAGUUUAAAUGCAGAUAAAUUCGCACGACGAUGGCAAAGCACAAAAGCAAUAAAUGCAGAUAUUGUUCAAGUUGAUGAUAAUGCUGCUAUGAUUAUGUAUUAUCUUAUCAAAGGUCUUUCACAUAUUAAUUUCUAUUGGGGUCGAGUUGUGAGAUAUGUCAACUUAAGUAAUAAAGAUCUCGAAGAUUACAAACCUGGAGAAAUUAUUACAUGGCUUCAGUUUAGUAGUUCUGAUAAAGGUGAUGACAGCAGUGACAAACGUCUUACAUAUUUUAACAAACGCAAUACUAAAUUCAUUAUUCAUUCAUUGACUGGUCGAAGUAUACGAGAUUAUUCAAAUUGUUUUCAAGAAGAAGAUGAAGUUCUUUUCUUACCUCAUUCAACAUUUCUACAUGUCGUAUUGUGGGUUGAUGAUCAUAUAUUUCACGAUUGGUGGGAAAACAAAGGACAUAUGGAAAAAGCUAGUACACUUGGUACUCAGCUUAAUGUUCAUUUCAUUCCAAAAUCUUCAACUGAAGCUGCAGUCUCCUUUCUUCGAUCGGAAUUCGGAAAACGAUUGAAAUGUAGCGAUACUUUUCGUAUUGUUACCGAUAUGAAUCGAGAUAAUGAGAGCUCUCCAAGCGAUGCUGGUGCUCGUCUACUUUAUGAAUUACGUAGACUUGGAUUUCAUCAAAAAUGUCUUAUAUUUACUAGUAAUGCAUCAGAAGGACGCAGAAAAUUAAAUAUGGCUUUUCAAGGAUAUCAACUGAAUGACAUCGAAGUAACUGUAAAUCCAGCAGAUCUUGAACAAUUCGUUCUUUUUAAAUGA